Molecule: messenger RNA, 5671 nt
Organism: Gossypium raimondii (Peruvian cotton)
Lineage: Eukaryota; Viridiplantae; Streptophyta; Magnoliopsida; Malvales; Malvaceae
Product: putative disease resistance RPP13-like protein 1
Exons: 2
Coding region: 188-3046 (952 amino acids)
Biological process (GO): defense response to other organism
Molecular function (GO): ADP binding
Source: RefSeq, a predicted model, not a curated record
UUUUUCACAAUCCACUGCCUUCCCAACUCGUAGUCUGAAUUAUUGGAUGCUUAAAAAAUAGUGCCAACUUCUUCAACUUUCUCUAAUUUUGCAGAUUCCAUUUCCCUUUCUUUCUUUUUUUUGUUCCCUGACUUUCCAUUUUGGCUUUGUUCAUUUCUCUCUUCAUCUUCUUUCUCAUAAUUCCACCAUGUCUGUCAUUGGAGAGGCUGCUCUUUCUGGGUUCCUGGACCUGUUGUUGGGCAAAUCGCUCGACUCUGCACUCAAAUUUGUUGCUAAUCACAACCAACUCCACCAGCAGCUCAAGCAGUGGCAGUCCAUAUUGCCUGAUAUCCAAGCAGUGUUGGACGAUGCAGAGGAGAAGCAGAUCAAGAAUAUGGGUGUGAAGAAAUGGUUGGAGGAUCUCCAGGACUUGGCUUACGAUGUGGAUGACAUCUUGGAUGAGUUCGCUUAUGAAGAGUUACGUCUCAAGCUCAACAAAUCGCAAGCUCUAGCCAGCACUAGCAAGGUACGGAAACUCAUUCCUACCUGCUGUACCAGUAGUAAUUUCAGUCCCACUUCUUUCCUGUUUAAGAAUUCCAUGAUUCCGAAGGUGAAAGAGAUCACUGCUAGACUGAAUAGUUUGACUACUCGAAGAAGUAGUUUGGGGUUGAGUGAGAUCUUGUCUCAAGCUCCAACCUCCAAGGGAAAGCAACCUAGGCUGCAACCAACUUCCGUACUGGAUGGAGUUGUGGAGUAUGUUGGCAGACACAAGGAGAAGACAGAAAUGAUUGAGUUUCUCGAAGGUGAUAACUCCAACGGAGUUUCAGUCCUUUCCAUCGUCGGCAUGGGAGGGAUGGGUAAAACAACUCUUGCUCAGCUUGUUUACAAUGAUGCCACCAUCAACCAGUCUUUUCACCACAAGGCCUGGGUAUGCGUUUCUGAUCAUUUUGACGCAGUUAAUAUAACCAGGACAAUUUUAAAAUCCAUCGAUCCUGACUCUCGUGACGAGAAUGACUUGAAUUUACUUCAAGUUAAGUUGAAGGAGAAGUUGUCUGGGAAAAGAUUCUUGCUUGUUUUAGAUGACAUUUGGAACGAGAAUUAUGAUGAUUGGACCAUCUUACGGUCUCCGUUUGGAACAGGGACCCAUAUCAUUGUAACCACUCGUCUUCGAAUUGUUUCAUCUAUUGUGGAUCCGCUCAAAGCUUUUCAUUUGGAUAAACUAUCGGAUGAUGAUUGUUUAUCCAUAUUUACACAGCAUGCAUUAAAAGCAAGAAAUUUCGAUGGACAUCUCCAGUUUAAAGAAAUUGGAGAGAAAAUUGUUAGAAGGUGCAAUGGCUUACCUUUGGCUGCAAAAGCCAUUGGAAGCUUGCUACGCACAGUUAAAGACUAUGCAGGAUGGGAAAGAAUAUAUGAGAGUGAGAUAUGGAACUUACCAGAAGAGCAGUGUGGCAUAAUUCCAGCUUUGCGAUUAAGCUACCAUCAUCUUCCGUCAGACUUGAAACGAUGUUUUGCAUAUUGCUCCAUACUUCCUAAAGAUUAUGAAUUUGAGGAAGAAGAAAUUAUCUUGUUAUGGAGAGCAGAAGGUCUCUUGCAACAAAAAGCUAUGCCUCAAAUUAAAGAUCUCGGAAAUCAAUAUUUUCAAGAUCUAGUGUCCAGGUCAUUUUUUGAGACAUCCAGUAAAGAUAAGUCCCGAUUCGUAAUGCAUGACCUUAUCAAUGAUUUAGCUCAAGUAGUUGCAGGGGAAAUAUGCUCAAAAUUAGAGGGUGAUAAGAAAUGGAAGUUCUCACAUUGCACUCGACAUUCUUCUUAUAUUGUUGGAACAUAUGACACAGUGAAGAAGUUUGAAGCAUUUGAUCAAGUGAAUUCUUUACGUACUUUUUUACCCUUAACGUUUUCUAGUGAUUAUUGGCGGCAUUAUUUAACUAAUGUUGUUUUGGUUGAUUUAUUGCCAAGACUUGGCUACUUAAGGGUGCUUUCUUUGAGUGGGUAUGCCAUCACUGAGUUGCCUGAUGUUUUUGAAAAUUUAAAACAUCUUCGUUACUUAAAUUUUUCGGGCACAGAAAUCGAAUGCCUACCAGAUUCUUUGUGCACUCUUUACCAUUUAGAAACCUUAUUAUUAAGGUGGUGUUACAAGCUUCAAAGGUUACCUUCAAAGAUGGGAAAUCUUGUCAACUUGCAUUAUCUUGAUAUCAGAGGUGCGAACUCAAUAGAAAGGAUUCCUUUUAGAAUUGAUAAGCUAAAGAAUCUUCAAAGGUUAUCUGAUUUUAUCAUAGCGGAAGGUGAUGGUUGUCAUAUUAGAUAUUUGAAAUAUUUGUCAAACCUCGAAGGUGAUUUCCGUCUUUCUGGGUUGGAGAAUGUUAAUGGUGAAGAUGCAGGGGAAAGCAAGUUAUAUGAGAAGCAGGGGAUUGAUCGACUGGUAUUGCAUUGGAGGAAAAAGUUUGAAAAUGCUUCAAGGAAUAAAGAAGUUGAAGAACGGGUGUUGGACUCUCUUUGUCCUCCAAAAAAGCUUGAGCAACUCGUCAUUGAGAAUUAUGGUGGUACAAAAUUCUCUACUUGGAUUGCAGAUCCUUCCUUCAAAAAUAUGUUGUCAUUGAAGCUUCACGACUGUAAAAACUGCAAAUCUCUACCAUCGAUUGGAAGGUUGUUGUUGUUAAAAGAUCUUUCAAUUAGUCGUUUGGAUCAAGUACACAAGAUUGGUGCUGAGCUGUUUGGAGAAAAUCAAUCAAAUGCUUUUGCAUCAUUAGAGUCUCUGCGUUUUGACAAUAUGCUGAAUUGGGAGGAGUGGGACCUAUGUGAAGAUGAUGAGCAAGUAUCGAAAUUCCCCAGCCUUCGUUUUCUUUCAGUCAGAGAAUGUCCUCUAUUGCUGGGAAGGUUGCCAACCAUCCUUCAAUCCUUGCAGACAAUUGAAAUCUACGAGUGUAAGAGACUGGUAGUUUCAAUUUCAAGUUUUCCCUUGCUGUGUGAAUUAUCGGUUGGAGGGUGUGAAGAAUUGGUGGAUGAAGGUUCUUUGUCUGUACAGAAGGUUACCUCCUUGAAAGAUGUGUUUGUCAAAUAUUUCAAAUGUUAAUAUUUCAGCAGAGAGGAUAAUGUUGAGAUUUGCAAACUCCGAAACAUUCUACAUCCCUGGUUGGAAAGAGUUGGGAUCUUUAUCGGAAAUUGGGUUAAGAUUAGGCGGGCAUCGUUUCAUCACGAUUGAGAAUUGUCCGCAAUUGGUCUCUUUGGAAACAGAGAGGAGAGAUUGCAACUUGAUAAGAUUCCGGGUGUUGAAUCUCUGGUAAUAAAUAAUUGUGAAAGGCUCAAUAGACUACCAGAAGCCUUACAUGCUUUCCCAUUCAUUACAACCAUGCAACUUGAAAGCUGUCCACGCUUGGUUUCUUUUGCAGAGAGUAACUUUCCUCCUGCUUUAAAGAGCUGUGGAUUGGGAAUUGCGAGAAUUUGCAAUAUUUGGUUGAUGAAAAAGAAAAUAAUAAUAAGAGUAUGAGUAUGAGUAGCAACACUUGUCUUCUUGAGCGCUUGCAAAUAACCUACUGUCCAUCUCUAAUAUGGUUAUCAUCAAGGGGCGAUAUAUGCAAUCGGCUUCAACAUCUCCAAAUUAUGGAGUGUUCAAAGCUAAGUAGGUUAUUUUUAAACGCCAAGUUACCCGUAAUGCUUAAAAAGCUAUUUAUUCGGGAUUGUCCAGUGUUGGAAUGCAUAUCCCAAGACUUCCUUGAAACCACUGAUCUCGAAAGCAUUCGUAUUUCGGGUGCUGGAAAAUUUAAAUCAUUACCGCGGGGAUUAGACAAGCUCAGCCAUCUUCAAGAGAUUCGAUUAAAAUUGUGUCCAAAUCUGGUUUCAUUUGAAGAAAGUGGGUUGCCCACCACAAAUCUCAGAGUUUUCGCAAUUAAGAAUUGUGAAAAUUUUGGAGUCCUUCCCAAGUGCAUCAACAACUUCACCUCCCUUCGAGAAUUAAAGGUGUCUUAUUGUUCGGCUGACAUAUCCUUUCCAGAAGAGGGUUUCCCUGCCAACCUCACAUCACUUGCAAUCUCAAACGCACCCAAAAUUUAUACAUCACUUGUUCAAUGGGGAUUUAACAGACUCACCUCUCUUCAGCAACUCAACAUCAGCGGUGAAGGAUGCUCAAAUGUGGUGUCGUUUCCAGAAGAAGGGAUAGGAAUGACGCUGCCUUCUUCUCUCACAUCUAUUUCCAUUGAAAUUUUUGAGAAUUUGGAAUUCAUGUGCUCCAAGGGCUUUCAAUACCUGACCUCUCUUCAAAAAUUGCGAAUCGAUGAUUGUCCUAAGCUCACAUCUCUUCCGGAAAAAGAUAUGCUUCUCUCGCUUGAGCGUCUAUCUAUUUAUGAUUGCCCGUUGCUAGAAAAAGGGUGCAGUAGGGGUAAAGGACGAGAGUGGUCCAAGAUUGCCCACAUACCUUAUGUUCGAAUUGAUGGUGAAAUAGUCAACCCGAGGGAAUUAUAUUGAAAUUUAAGCAGCAAAAUCUAGCAUCGAUUUCUCCACACUCAAACCACAGGCAUUGAAGGCUAAACUGGCGAAACAUAGAGGAGACCUUCAACUGGUCUGCUUCAGCUUAUUUGAUUUAGUAAAGCGGUUUGUCAAAUCUCUGCAACAUUUAUUCUGCAAAUUGAAUGUUCUGUUUUCAUCUGCAUCUUCUAAUUUCUAAGCAGUUGCUAUGAAAUUGGUAUAUGGGAAUGGGAUUUUAGUUAAAAAUAUUUGAGAUUUCAUUGUACUAUUAACCAAUGGUGUUUCAGAAGAACAAGUCUUUUACGUGGUAGUUUGUUGAUCUUUGUGGAUAGAUUUCUGUUAUUGCAUAAGGAUAUCAGUGCCAACAGAUUUCGUCAUCACUGUAGACAUGGUAUUGAUCCUUUCAGGAUGAAUGGAGGGAUACAGUACACGUUACAACAUGGCAUUAGAGAGCUCAAUUUAACAUAAACACAACAGAGUUCACUGAGGUGCAAUUUGGGGUUUUCACUUCCAGCCUGAGUGUUCCCAAAAAUAGCAGUGACUAAGUGACUCACUAUAUAUCGACUCUCUUGCUUUUGACUUUGAGGUAUGAGUUAAAUGAAUCAAAUGAUAUAUAUCCACUCUCUUUUAAUGUUGUUUUUCAGCUUUUCGGUCCAGUAGAUUGGCAUAUUUUCUACCAAUCUUUAUAUGAAUUUCCCCUGCUUUGAAGGGCUUCAACUGUGAUGUUAUUAAUGUUUAUGAUAGGGCAAGUAUAGGUUAUAUGGAGAAUUUGUUCUUCUGACAUUCCUUUCCGGUGUUGGAUCAUAUUUUGGUGCUUGGUACAAAGUUGUAGUUGAGGAGCCAAAUAUGCUAUUUAUUUAGCCUUGUACUUUCUUUCAACUUUGGGAACCAUGAAAUUGGUGGCAGAUAAAAGGCCAAAUGGUACCACUGGGGAGGUGUACGUAUCUUUGGGUGUUAAACCCUUGAAUGGUGGGCAUCCAAAGAGGGCAAUACCUGCUUAUGGGCACAACAACAGCACAACGUCGUUGGUCAACAGAUGUUGACAAAAGGAAUGGAGUGGUAAGUUUUUUUUUUUGUAAUGCUUUUAGCAUCAUCUAUUUCUAUCUACACAAAUCAACUUAUCUUAGGCCUCCAUUGAUGAUUGAUAAGAGGUUAGGAUGUUUGAAAUAAAGUAUUGUUUUUGACAUUUUGAGAUUGUUGGUCACUUGUUAUUUAUUAUUGCCAGUAUUUUUCAAUU